GGGUCCCAGGACUGAGUCACAAUUCUCGGCAGCAUAUUCUCAGUUGCCAUGGUAACAUUUGAAAAGCUGUGUGUCGGCAGCUCAGGAGGAGUUUGUUGUUCACCACAGAACCAGACUGCGCCGGACUGGACUCUCUGUAAAGUGGUGGAGAAAAGUUGUGGACGUUUUCAAUCAGAUAUUGAACUAUUCAGACUGGACCAUGUUCUCCCUGUCAGAACUGGCGCCUCUGGAUCAGCAUCAGAACACGUUUAAGCUGCCAAAGCCCUGGUGGGAGGUCUUCAUGGACUACCUGGUGGUCCUGAUGCUGCUGACGUCCGUCCUGGCUUGUACUGAGCAGCUAUCGAGGGACAGGGUUGUGUGCAUUCCUUCCGAACUGCCUUUCAAGGCAAGCAGCAGUGCUCAUGGUCCAUCAGAUGACAGCGAUACAGCCCUUGCAUCUUCUGAGCCCCCUCUGCAUAUUCCCCAUAGCAUCGGCCCGACUCGCCGACCUCCUGCACAGGGACGCCGCACACAUCUCGUAUACCAGCAAUAUAUCUAUAUUAGUCAGGUGUGCUACCAUGAAGCUUUGCCUUUGUGUUCCCGCUUCUUCCCCUACAUGGCCUUGCUGCAGUCUCUGGUGCUGGUAGCCAGUGGCUCCUUCUGGCUGCAUUUCCCCCACACCUCUUCUCGCAUAGAACAAUUCCUGUCCAUCCUGGCAAAAUGCUGUGAGUCUCCCUGGACAUCCCAGGCCCUGUCCCAAGCUGCACGGCAGGAAAACAUUCAAGAUUUGGAGAGACAGCCCCGUCGUGCUCCCAUGUUUUCAGCUGGCUUUUCGAUUCCAGCGACCCGUACAGAGAGCUCAAGCAUAGACUCGGGCACAGACUGUCCAUUAUUGAAGAGAUCGGUCUCCCCCCCAUCUCCUUGCCCUUCCACCCACUCCUCUAAUUCCACAACGUCUUCAGUCUCCGUUGGUUCUGACGUGCACUUCUGUUCUUCCAAGCCUUCGGUAAAGGUUGAACGCCCUGGGCAGGUGAUGAGUCUAGACAAAAGUGAUGGAGAACAGGCCAGGGCCCUGUUUGAAAGGGUCAGGAAAUUCCGGUCUCACUGCGAAAGCUCGGCUGUCAUUUAUAAGGUUUACUUGGCUCAGACGAUAUUUAAACUGCUCAUGGUAAUGCUUAUCAUGACUUACACCGUCCCAUUUCUCAGCUCCCUCUCCUUCAAUCACAUCUGUCACCCUGGGGAGCAAACACUAGUGGGCUACGCGACCUUUGAAUGCGUCCACGUGCUAUCAUCCCUUCUGCGCAAACUCCUUGUGGCCUACCUAAUCCUGCUGGGGCUCUAUGCGCUCCUUAAUAUUUACACCCUCAGCUGGAUUCUUCACAGCUGUCUUCGAAAAUAUUCUUUCCAAUCCCCAAAGGAGUUGUGGUCCCUGAAAGACAUUCCUGACCUGACGAAUGACCUGGCCUUUCUCAUACACAUGCUGGAUCAGUAUGAUCCACUGCUGGUCCAGCGUCUCUCCGUCUUCCUGUCCCCGGUCAGUGAGAGCAGACUGCUGGAGCAGAGCCUGGAGAGACACUGGGGGGAAGACAAGCUACAAGCUAUGACCAGCAUGGAUGCGGAUGGCUGUACCACUCUGCAGCUUGUGGCCCUGCCUCGUCUUCCUCCGGCCCUUUUCACCCUGAGCCAGCUUCAGGCCCUCAAACUGGAGCUUAUCACUGAUGCCAGAUUUACUUCACAGGUGGCGAACAUGACUUCACUCAGGGAGCUCCAUCUUUACCACUGUACUGCGGCUGUGGACCCCAGUGCACUGGCUGUCCUCCAGGAACGUAUUGAAGUUCUUCACAUCACUUUUGCUCAGGCAUCACAGAUCCCCAGUUGGGUCUUCUCCCUCCGCAACCUGCACGAGCUCCAUCUGUCCGGUCGCUUAAGCAGCGAAGGUAGCGUCGGCCGCGGCUGGGCUUUGGGGAGCCUGCGUCAGCUGCGUCACCUCCGUAUUCUGGUAAUUCGAAGCAUGUUGCAGAGGGUUCCUGCAGAGCUGUGUGAGGUGGCGGCAAGCUUGGCGAAACUAGAGAUACAUAACGAGGGCACAAGGCUACUUGUCCUGACGAGCCUUAAGAGAAUGGUCGACCUGACUGAACUCCAGCUGCAGGACUGCCAGCUAGACCGCUUGCCCUCUGCCCUGUUUGCUCUGACCAACCUCCGGACGCUCGACUUGCAGCAUAACAACUUCAGGACCCUAGAGGAACUGCUAAGCCUGGUCCACUUGCGACGUCUUACUUGCCUUAAACUUGCCUACAAUCGUGUAUUGGUUCUGCCACCUAGCGUUGGAGUCCUUCGAGGCUUAGAGCUUCUCGAUCUGUCCAACAACCAGCUUAAGAGUCUCCCACCAGCUCUCUUUGCUCUCCACCGACUUCGUCGACUCCUUCUGGCUGGCAACCUGCUUUGUGAGCUGCCCUCUGAGGUCAAGGCUUUGCAGCUGCUCACAGAAUUGGACCUCAGCGGGAAUAGGUUGGAGAGCCUACCCUCUGACCUCUUCAGCUGCUGCUUGGAGCUCCGCAUCCUAAAUGUGUCCCGCAACUCCCUCAGUUCACUGCCUACGGGAAUUGCAGCCUUGAGCCACCUGUCCAGACUGGAUUUGCGCAGCAAUAGCCUGGAAGAGUUGCCUGCUGAGCUCGGUUGCUGUCUGGGGCUCUGCGGAGGUGGGCUCCUGGUUGAAAGGUGGCUCCUUCUUUCCUUACCUCCCCAUGUCAGGGACUUCCUGAGCCAUUCUUACACUACCAAGGAGGUAUACAUCAAGGAGGACUCCCGGCCAGAGUCGGACACUUUCCCAUACUCUCCCACUCAGUGGAGCUUUUAUUCAGCUCUAGAAUCACAAAUAUAGACUUUAUAGUUGAUUGUAUUCCUACACUUAUACAAAAGUUUUGUCCCUUUUUU
Fundulus heteroclitus (mummichog) is the source of this 2913-nucleotide messenger RNA. Its product is annotated as volume-regulated anion channel subunit LRRC8D. Lineage: Eukaryota; Metazoa; Chordata; Actinopteri; Cyprinodontiformes; Fundulidae. The record is from RefSeq and is a predicted model, not a curated record. Gene Ontology annotation, molecular function: protein binding.